AUGGAAAGGUGUUUGGUUUUGGUUGCCCUAAUGCUAUCCCUUUGCAUGGCAUCUGCUGAUGAUAAGGCUGCCCUAUUGGCCUUGAAAGCCACAAUAACAUCCGAUCCUUUUGGCGUCUUGUCUAACUGGUCUCAUCAAACUCCCUAUUGUGAUUGGAUUGGUGUUACUUGCAAUGCUAAUAAGCACCAAAGAGUGACCCAAUUGAAUCUCUUCAAUCUGGGCCUCAUCGCCACCAUUCCUAAGGAGAUUUCUCACCUCUCAUUCCUUUCAACUCUCAACAUCAGAGCCAAUAGUUUCCAUGGCCAUAUCCCAGACACCAUUGGAUUCUUGACCAAACUUCAGAUUUUGGAUUUGUCCUACAAUAGUCUCACUGGAAACAUUCCGGCAACUUUGUACAACGUUUCUUCUUUGCGUUUAGUAGAUUUGGGAACCAAUCAUCUCUCGGGGACGCUUCCAGGGGACACUUUUUGUGAUAAUUUCAGGCUGUUACGAGCCUUGAAUCUUUCAGUAAAUGGAUUGAGUGGUGAGAUUCCAUCAAGUCUGAAUAAAUGUAUGGAACUUAGGAUUUUGGACUUGGGAGAUAAUGAAUUUCAUGGAAGCAUACCACCUCAAAUUGGGAACUUCUCCAAGCUCCAGCAGUUAAUACUACUUCGUAACAAUUUGACAGAGCAGUUGGUUUCAAUGGAAAGGUGUUUGGUUUUGGUUGCCCUAAUGCUAUCCCUUUGCAUGGCAUCUGCUGAUGAUAAGGCUGCCCUAUUGGCCUUGAAAGCCACAAUAACAUCCGAUCCUUUUGGCGUCUUGUCUAACUGGUCUCAUCAAACUCCCUAUUGUGAUUGGAUUGGUGUUACUUGCAAUGCUAAUAAGCACCAAAGAGUGACCCAAUUGAAUCUCUUCAAUCUGGGCCUCAUCGCCACCAUUCCUAAGGAGAUUUCUCACCUCUCAUUCCUUUCAACUCUCAACAUCAGAGCCAAUAGUUUCCAUGGCCAUAUCCCAGACACCAUUGGAUUCUUGACCAAACUUCAGAUUUUGGAUUUGUCCUACAAUAGUCUCACUGGAAACAUUCCGGCAACUUUGUACAACGUUUCUUCUUUGCGUUUAGUAGAUUUGGGAACCAAUCAUCUCUCGGGGACGCUUCCAGGGGACACUUUUUGUGAUAAUUUCAGGCUGUUACGAGCCUUGAAUCUUUCAGUAAAUGGAUUGAGUGGUGAGAUUCCAUCAAGUCUGAAUAAAUGUAUGGAACUUAGGAUUUUGGACUUGGGAGAUAAUGAAUUUCAUGGAAGCAUACCACCUCAAAUUGGGAACUUCUCCAAGCUCCAGCAGUUAAUACUACUUCGUAACAAUUUGACAGUACUCAACAUUGCGGAUAAUGAAAUCUCUGGAAUUCUUCCAAAUGACCCCUGUUAUCUCCUUCCGGAUGUGGUGAACCUGAAUAUCGCUACAAACCGUAUUCAUGGAGAGAUCCCUCAAGCUCUAUCUACUUGUCGGAGACUUAAAGCACUUUCCUUGUCUGGCAAUCAACUCUCCGGAAGAUUCCCUGCUCAAAUCUGCAACAUAUCAUCUCUUCAGGAGCUUUAUCUUGUAGGAAUGAACUUGACAGGAAUUAUACCAAAUGAAAUUGGGGAGUUGUCCAUCCUUCGAAGGUUCAUAGUUUUCCAAAACCACUUGACUGGUAUGAUACCCUCAUCAAUUGGCAAUAUAUCGACUUUGGAAGAUUUUGUUGUUGGAGACAACAAUUUGCAAGGUAAUGUUCCUCUAGAGCUAGGAAAGCUUUCAAGACUCGAAGGAUUGUCACUUCGCAAUAAUAAUUUUAGUGGUGAAAUACCAUCCACCAUUUUCAACAUCUCUACAUUACAAACGAUUGAGCUAACAUCAAAUAACCUUUAUGGCAAUCUUGAACUAGCUCUAAGACAUUGGAUAUCCCCAAGUCUUGAAUCACUUUUGAUGGAUGCAAACCAAUUCACUGGAACCAUUCCCAGCUCCAUAUCAAAUGCCUCCCAACUCACAGAACUUGAGCUUGGGAAUAACAUGUUUAGCGGUCAUGUACCUUUGGAGAUUGAAAAUUUACAAAAACUUGAACACUUUCACAUACAAUACAACCAAUUCACAAAUGAGCCAUCAUCUAAUGAGCUAAGCCUACUCACUUCAUUGUUGAAAUGCAAGAAUUUGAGAACUGUUAGUUUGAGUGGCAAUCCAUUCAACACAGUUCUACCUAACUUGUUAGAUUUAGGCAAUAAAUCUUUGCCUUUGGAAUUCUUAGUUGCUGCUGAUUGUCACUUGAAAGGCAACAUUCCAAGUGGAAUUUGUAACUUUAUCAACUUGCUUGUUUUGGAAUUGAGUGACAACAAGCUCUCAGGUCCUUUUCCUGAAUCAAUAGGACGAUGUUUGUUGCGGUUACAAGGUUUAUACAUAUCCAAUACUGAAAUUGAGGGAUCAAUACCAAACACCAUGUGUUAUUUGAAGGACUUAUUUGAAUUGGCUCUUAGAGACAAUAAGCUCUCAGGGAAAAUACCAAGUUGUUUUGGAAAUCUAUAUUCUUUGAGAAAAAUAUAUCUAGGUUCCAACUUUUUUACAUCUAGUAUACCACUUGACUUCUGGAAUAACAAGGAUGUCUUAGAGAUGGACUUAUCCUCCAAUUUACUCAGUGGUACCUUGCCUUAUGAAAUUGGAAGUAUGCAUAACUUGGUAUACCUCAAUCUCUCAGGCAACCAAUUUUCUGGAGAAAUUCCUAACACCAUUGGGCAACUUCAGAAUUUGCUUAAUCUCUCUCUAUCAUCAAAUAGGCUUCAUGGUCCUAUUCCCCAAUCAUUUGAUAGUCUCAUAAGCUUGCAAGCAUUAGAUUUAUCUAAUAACAGCCUCUCUGGUGGUAUUCCAAAGUCGAUGGAGAAGCUCAAAGAUCUAGUGUAUCUAAACCUGUCUUUCAAUGAUCUGAGUGGUAAAAUUCCAAAUGGUGGACCUUUUGCAAAAUUUAGCACCGAAUCAUUCAUGGGUAACAAGAAACUAUGCGGAGCUUCUCGGUUCCAUGUCAUGGAAUGCAAAGAAGGUAAAGAAAAACGAAGAAACACUACCAUAUUUCGCAAGUAUGUUCUGCCAUCUCUUGUAUCUGUGGUUGUUGUUGUUGUUGUUGUUCUACUGGUUUUGUUGCUUACGUUUCGGAAGAGAAAUAAACGAAGGGCGCCUCGUGUUGAAAAUGUAGUUGAUGAUGUUACCCUCAAGAGGAUUUCAUACUAUGAAAUUCUUGGUGCUACAGAAGAUUUUGAUGAGAGCAAUUUGAUAGGCAAGGGGACAUUUAGCUCAGUGUUCAAGGGCACUUUUGCUGCUGGGUUGGUUCUUGUUGUAAAAGUCUUCAAUUUGGAUGUGCAAGAUUCAAUCAAAAGCUUUGAAGUAGAGUGUCAAGUGCUAAGGAAUAUUCGACACAGAAAUCUUGUCAAAGUAAUAACCAGUUGUUCUAAUCUUGACUUCAAAGCUCUGAUUUUGGAGUAUAUGCCCAAUGGGAGUCUAGAUAAAUGGCUAUAUUCACACAAUUAUUUCCUAGAUAUAUAUCAAAGGCUGGGAAUAAUGAUGGAUAUUGCGAAUGCACUCGAGUAUUUGCAUCACGGACAUUCUUUUCCAGUGGUUCAUUGUGAUUUGAAGCCUGGCAACAUUCUUUUAGAUGAAAACAUGGUUGUUCAUGUUGGUGAUUUUGGUAUAGCUAAGCUACUAGACAGAGAUAAGGCCACUCAACAGACAAAAACCAUGGGCACAGUUGGAUACAUGGCUCCAGAGUAUGGUUCUGCAGGAAUAGUAUCCACCAUGGGAGAUGUAUACAGUUAUGGGAUUUUACUAAUGGAAGUGUUCACAAGAAAAAAACCCACAGAUGAGAUCUUCCAAGGAGACUUCACCAUGAGGAGAUGGGUGUCUGAUUCAUUGCCUGAUGAAAUAAUGCAAAUUGUUGACUCCAAUUUAGUGACAAGAGAAGAAGGUGUUGGGCAAGAAAUAGAGGAGUGUUUCUUGAUGGUGAUGGGAUUAGCUAUGGAAUGCACAUCUGAUGUUGCAGAGGAGAGGAUCAAAAUGGAAGAUGUCAUAGUAAGACUUAGGCAUGCACUGCAAAAGUUCAACCAAAAUGUCUCUGUAAAUUUAGUAAUAAACUAG
Messenger RNA from Ipomoea triloba (trilobed morning glory), 4128 nucleotides. RefSeq names its product probable LRR receptor-like serine/threonine-protein kinase At3g47570. The transcript is spliced from 5 exons. NCBI's taxonomy places the organism in Eukaryota, Viridiplantae, Streptophyta, Magnoliopsida, Solanales, Convolvulaceae. Gene Ontology annotation, biological process: protein phosphorylation. Bases 1 to 4128 code for a protein of 1375 amino acids. The record is from RefSeq and is a predicted model, not a curated record. Gene Ontology annotation, molecular function: protein kinase activity; protein binding; ATP binding.